This is a messenger RNA of Asparagus officinalis (garden asparagus), 457 nucleotides long. RefSeq lists its product as uncharacterized. The annotation marks the transcript as partial. The record is from RefSeq and is a predicted model, not a curated record. NCBI's taxonomy places the organism in Eukaryota, Viridiplantae, Streptophyta, Magnoliopsida, Asparagales, Asparagaceae. The transcript is spliced from 4 exons.
AUGGGGAAAGAGAAUCUUCUGUUUUUGCUGCAGGUAUUUCUGAGCUUUCCUUUCCUCCUCAUCUUCCAACAUUUAUGUUAUCCUGCAGAUGUCACGAUGGAAGAGCCAGUUGAGGAUGGAGCCUAUCAUGAUGUAGGUUUCGAGGAACAUGGGUGUGCUCCUGUACCAAGUUUCUCGAAACCCGACGCUGGAUUAUUAGCCGAUAUGUUGGCUGAGCAGGCCACCAGAAGAACCGUGGGACCACCCUUUGAGAGUGAUUCAUUCACAGCGCCAGUCAUUGGGAUUAACCCAAUAUCGAUUCCCGGCAUAUCUAGCUUACCUCGGAGUGACGGACUUGCAGGACCAGCCACCGGGACUGAUACUCUUAUGACUCCUAGCAUUCCCCGGAUACCUGAGGAUGAUGGACCUACAGGACCAGCCGUUGUGCCUGAUGCCACUACAGUUUCUGGGACUGAUA